Ostertagia ostertagi is the source of this 357-nucleotide messenger RNA. Lineage: Eukaryota; Metazoa; Nematoda; Chromadorea; Rhabditida; Trichostrongylidae. The record is from the annotation of a GenBank genome assembly.
AUGUGGUACUACUCAAGUGCGACGUUCUAUGCGAUGACACUAUUCACUACCAUCGGUUACGGCACUAUUGUUUGCCAGACGGUUUGGGGCCGAAUAUUGUCAGUGGUAUACGCUUGCAUAGGAAUUCCAUUGAUGCUGGUAGUUCUUGGAGAUAUCGGUGAAUGGUUCCAGAAGAUUCUCACGAAGACCUACAUCUUUUUCCUGAUCAAAUGGAGGAAUUUUCGUAAACAAAAGCUCAGCACGCCAUUGGACGAGAUUUUCUUACCCAUGUGGAUUGCACUGCCGUUAGUGUUGAUUUACAUCGUCUCUUGCACCAUGAUUAUUCAUUGGUUCGAUCAUAACGAAGGAAAUAAACCG